AGUUUCCUCGUAUGUUUUCCGAUGUGCCUGCUGAACUGAUCACCUUAUGAACUUUUUGCUACGUUGUGAUCAGGCAAUCUCUUGUUGAUCGUUCACCAAAACCUUUUGUGCUGAGUGACGAAGACGUUCGGCACAUGAAGCGUAUCGUGGCUGGGAGAAAUACGGAUGAUCAGUACGACGAUUAUCAGCCCUGGAUUGAGUGGUUCACAUCAGAAGUAGAAAAGAUGCCCAUUCGUAAUAUUACGGAUCAAAAGCGUUCAUUGUUGCCAAGUAAAUCGGAGAAGCUGAAAAUCCAUGGCCUUGUUCAUGCACUCAAGAUGGGUUGGAUUAAAACACGUGCCAAGGUAGAAAAGCAAGCCGCUUUGAACAAAGGCCCUAAGUUCUACAUGGUUUGGGACACCGAUCAAGGAAGAAAUGCGUCGCAUUCAUGAUCAUGUUGUCGCUCAUAAGAGACCGCUUCCGGGACAUGCUGAGUCCUACAAUCUAUAACUGGAAUAUUUAUUUAUCAAUCAUUUCAAGGACAUUAAACAGGUUACGGGGCAAGGGCGGGGGGAUUACUUCGCCACUGUCAUGCUGGAACCUGCCAAUCGUUCAGUAUUCAUUCAUCAGUUCAAUAUUAAUUCUUC
This is a messenger RNA of Topomyia yanbarensis, 626 nucleotides long. Its product is annotated as ribosome biogenesis protein BOP1 homolog. Bases 135 to 431 code for a protein of 98 amino acids. Gene Ontology annotation, cellular component: preribosome, large subunit precursor; PeBoW complex. NCBI's taxonomy places the organism in Eukaryota, Metazoa, Arthropoda, Insecta, Diptera, Culicidae. Gene Ontology annotation, molecular function: ribonucleoprotein complex binding. The record is from RefSeq and is a predicted model, not a curated record. Gene Ontology annotation, biological process: maturation of LSU-rRNA from tricistronic rRNA transcript (SSU-rRNA, 5.8S rRNA, LSU-rRNA); ribosome biogenesis. The transcript is spliced from 2 exons.